Heterotrigona itama is the source of this 1084-nucleotide messenger RNA. NCBI's taxonomy places the organism in Eukaryota, Metazoa, Arthropoda, Insecta, Hymenoptera, Apidae. The record is from the annotation of a GenBank genome assembly.
AUGCCGAAAGUGCGUACACAAAAAACAACUCGUGUUCAUAAAGAAGUCCAGAAACAAGGUACAAUAUUCUUUAUGAGAUAGAUAUAUUUCUUUUUACAAUGUAACAAAUUUUUCCUAUGGUAAAUGUAAUGUGUACUAAUCUUUCAGGAAUUUUGUUUAAUACGGAUAUUGGACAGCAUAUUUUAAAAAAUCCGCUUGUUAUUCAAAGCAUGGUUGAAAAGGCUGCACUUAGACCAACAGAUGUUGUAUUAGAAAUAGGAUCAGGUACUGGUAAUAUGACAGUAAAAUUACUGGACAAAGCUAAGAAAGUAAUAGCAUGUGAAUUGGAUAUCAGAAUGGUAGCCGAGUUACAGAAACGUGUACAAGGCACACCUUAUCAGUCAAAAUUGCAAAUCAUGAUAGGUGAUAUUUUAAAGACAGAUUUACCAUUUUUUGAUUUAUGUGUUGCCAAUAUACCAUAUCAAAUAUCAUCACCUUUGGUAUUUAAAUUACUUUUACACAGGCCAUUGUUCAGAUGUGCCGUGCUUAUGUUUCAAAGAGAAUUUGCUGAACGUUUAGUAGCAAAACCAGGGGAUAAAUUAUAUUGUCGUUUAAGUAUAAAUACUCAGUUAUUAGCACGAGUGGACUUGCUUAUGAAAGUAGGGAAAAAUAAUUUUAGACCACCACCAAAAGUGGAAUCAAAUGUAGUUCGAAUAGAACCACGUAAUCCACCACCUCCAAUUAAUUAUCAAGAAUGGGAUGGUUUAACGCGAAUUGUAUUUGUUCGAAAAAAUAAAACUCUUUCAGCAGCAUUUAAACAAACUACAGUAUUAACAAUGUUAGAAAAAAAUUACAAGCUUCAUUGUAGUUUGAAUAACAAGGAACUUCCCGAGGGAUUUAACAUCAAGAAUAUGAUAAAUGAUAUUUUGCAAAAAGCAGAUGCUGAAAAUAAACGUGCAAGAACUAUGGAUAUAGAUGAUUUUAUCAGGUAUAAUGGUUUUAUGAACUAUUUUAAUAAUUAUGAUUAACUUUGUAAGAUUAAUUAUAUAUUAAAAUUUUUAGCCUUUUACAUGCGUUUAACGCGCAAGGAGUGCAUUUUGCAUAA